AUGGCGUCGCGCUCCUCCAUGCUCAACAGGCCCGGGCCCCUAGAGCACAUUGAGCUCGGCCCGGGCGAGCGGAAGAUUGUUCUGGAUGUGGACCACCGAGUUAACAACUGCAUCUCAAUGUGCAUAAACAAAGAAGACCACACGUUGGGAGGACUUAUGCGAAACCAAUUGCUCCGCGAUCCUGGCGUUUGCUUCGCUGGUUACCGAAACCCUCAUCCAUUAGAACCCCGAAUUGAAGUUCGAUGCCAGACAAAUGAAACUGCUCAAGGCAACGACGGUCCCAUCAUAGCGGUCCAUAACGCUUUAAUAACGUUGAGAGAGGAGGCCUCGAACGUCAUGGACCAGGUUGUUGCUCAAGAAGCAAAAUGGGCGCAUCAAGCAUAG
Messenger RNA from Gregarina niphandrodes, 384 nucleotides. RefSeq names its product DNA-directed RNA polymerase II subunit RPB11. NCBI's taxonomy places the organism in Eukaryota, Apicomplexa, Conoidasida, Eugregarinorida, Gregarinidae. The transcript is spliced from 2 exons. Gene Ontology annotation, molecular function: protein dimerization activity. The coding region runs from base 1 to 384 and encodes 127 amino acids. The record is from RefSeq and is a predicted model, not a curated record. Gene Ontology annotation, cellular component: RNA polymerase II, core complex. Gene Ontology annotation, biological process: transcription by RNA polymerase II.